Lycium ferocissimum is the source of this 1248-nucleotide messenger RNA. Its product is annotated as nudix hydrolase 8-like. The coding region runs from base 324 to 854 and encodes 176 amino acids. Lineage: Eukaryota; Viridiplantae; Streptophyta; Magnoliopsida; Solanales; Solanaceae. Gene Ontology annotation, molecular function: ADP-ribose diphosphatase activity; NADH pyrophosphatase activity; NAD binding. The record is from RefSeq and is a predicted model, not a curated record. The transcript is spliced from 5 exons.
UGACAAAAAUCCUGCCUCAACCACUGCCUAUAGUUGAAGCGUACCGUUGACAUAAAAGGAUAUCAUUAAGACUUCCAUUCAUUUUGUUCCGUUUUAGAUGAGUUUAAGUUUCAUAAUUGGCUCUUUUGAGGAGCUAUUACUAUGAUGUUACCUUUGAUCUCUAAGUAGGGAAGCAUGAACUCGAAGUAGAACAAUUAACAAUGAAGCAAUACAAAGUGCCUCACUAGAUUUUAGAGAAGGAUGUCCUCCAGCUGCUAAAUGAGAAAAGCUGCUGUUUAUAUCUGAUAUGAAGUUAAUUCUCUGUUUUACCUUCAGGGCUUUUAAUGAAGGCUUCUUAUUCAAACACUUCAUAUGAUGCUACAAGAUCAGUAAGCGAAAAGAAUUUCUUAGUGGACACUUUCUCUUAUCAGAUAAAUGGCACAAACCAUACAAGUUUGUAUUUUAGAGAUAAAUGGCUACUUGAUGCCACUGAUGAUGAAUAUGGAGGAGUAAUUAUCAAUCCUGAAAGACUACUAUCCAAUCCCGACAAAUUUUCCUUUGUGCGUCGUGCAUCUCUCUCUUAUUGGAAAGUGAAGGGGAAGAAGGGAGUUUGGCUUAAGCUACCACUGGAAAGAUGUGAUCUAGUUCCUAUUGCAGUAAAGGAAGGAUUUCUGUGUCAUCAUGCGGAAAGAGGAUAUGUCAUGAUGACUUAUUGGAUACCAGAUGAACCCUGCAUGCUUCCUUCUAAUGCAUCUCAUCAUGUUGGAGUAGGAGGUUUUGUGAUCAAUGACAAAAAUGAGGUGCUCGUCGUGCAAAGAAAACAUUCUGUGCCGGCUUUUUCAGGCUUAUGGAAAAUACUGAUUCUUGAGGUAUAGGAGAUAUUUACAGGAGGUGUGAGAGAAGUGAAGGAGGAAACUGGGGUAAGAAAUUCACACUUAACAUAUCACAUACCUAAACUAGCAAUCCAUAACGAGCAAUCGUUAUAUAAUUGAUGGUUAUUUCUUAUUAUUUUUCCAGAUUGAUACUGAAUUCAAGUAACAAUAUUUCCUCUUCAAAGGGCCAUAAGUUUGUGAUGAUGUACAGUGACUAUUUGGUUCCGUUUUAUUAUCAAUUUUAUAGAAACAUGAAAUGCUGAUACAAUAAGUAUCCGAGCAAAACUUUGCUCAGACACAGAGAAUGUAGAAGUACUACUUGCUAGACUUCAAUUUUAGGAUACCUCUUGCGUUCUGAUGUAACAAAUUGAUUAAAUUUAUCGAUGUCCUUCAGGCA